Messenger RNA from Neopelma chrysocephalum (saffron-crested tyrant-manakin), 2794 nucleotides. It is a transcript of the gene NANOS1, whose product is annotated as nanos C2HC-type zinc finger 1. Gene Ontology annotation, biological process: negative regulation of translation; oogenesis. Bases 82 to 852 code for a protein of 256 amino acids. The record is from RefSeq and is a predicted model, not a curated record. Gene Ontology annotation, cellular component: perinuclear region of cytoplasm. NCBI's taxonomy places the organism in Eukaryota, Metazoa, Chordata, Aves, Passeriformes, Pipridae. Gene Ontology annotation, molecular function: mRNA binding; zinc ion binding. The transcript has a single exon.
GACCCGGAGCGGGAGCGGCCCCGGGAGCGGACGGUGCGCCCCGCACCGCCCCGCACCGCGCUCGAGGGAGGGGCCGCUCCCAUGGAGGCAUUCCCCGGCGCCAAGCUGGAGCAGCACCGGCACCUCCCGCCCGUGGAGUGCCUGCCGGGCGCCCGCUACAGCGGCCGGAGCCACAGCGCCUGCGGGAACGUCUUCAACUCCUGGAACGACUACCUGGGGCUGGCCACGCUCAUCACCAAGGCCGUGCGCCCCGGCAAGGGCUUCGGCGCGGAGCCCCCCUCGGUGGUGGUGGCGGCCGCCGUGCCGCCGGCCGAGGAGGAGGAGGAAGAGGAGGAGGAGGAGGAAGAGGCGGCGGGGCCGUACUUCGAGGGCGCGCUGGACUUGCACGACCUGGACCUGUGCGGGCAUCACCAUCACCACCACCACGGCGAGGGGCUGCUGGAGGAGCGCUUCGCCGACUUCAGCCCGUUCCCCGGGCGCGGCGGCCCCGCCGCCGUGGUGUUCGACUGCUCGGGGGAGCACCCGGGCCGGGAGGGCUCUGCCUGGGGCGGCGUGGUGGUGGCGGGGCGGCUGCCGGCGCACCCGCGGGCCGCCUCCCGCCUGCUCAAGCCCGAGCUGCAGGUCUGCGUCUUCUGCCGGAACAACAAGGAGGCGGUGGCCCUCUACACCACGCACAUCCUCAAGGGACCCGACGGCCGCGUCCUCUGCCCGGUGCUGCGGCGCUACACCUGCCCCCUCUGCGGGGCCAGCGGCGACAAUGCCCACACCAUCAAGUACUGCCCCCUCUCCAAAGUGCCGGCGGCCCGGCAGCUCCGGCACGCCCGGACGGCGCUGGGCAGGAAGGGCCGCUGACCCCCGGGACCGUCCCCCGGCCCGGUGACACUGCCCCGGCCCGGGGCGCGCUGGCCCGCGCCGAGCCCGGCGGGGACUGCGCGGCGGAGAUGCGCUGUGUUUGUUUAUUGUAAGAAAGAAAAUAUAUCUAUAUGUGAUUUUUACGGAGACGGCGAGAUCUGACUUGCGGGGAGCGGGUUCGGAGGGUUGAAGCAGCCGCCGGGAAGGGUCGCGGGGGUCUCAGGUCGCCCGAGGAGGGGCAGCGCCUCCUCCUGCCGCCCGGCCCGGAGCGCAUCCCAGACCGGGAUCCUGCGGGGCUGCACCGCGGGGGGCGGGCCGGAGAGCUGCUCUUAAUCGCCACUUAAUAGCAGGGUGUUUAAUUAGGGUACAACAUUACGCCUUUCGGGUCUUAAAGCAAACAUCCCCUCGGUUUCCUUUGCCGGUCUUAAAACCGGUGUGCAAAUCGCGAUCAGACCUGCCCUCAGUAGUUAACUCCUGCUUCCCGAAAUCGCAGCAUCCUACCUGGAGCGGUGCCCCGCGGUCACUCGUGAGCCGUUCCACUCGUGAGCAGGGAUGGCGCUGGCCUCGCAGGUCCCCGCAUCGGAUGCUCGGCUUUGGGGAAGGUCUGAGAGGAGAAAACACCGAAGUGCACGUUUGAAAACACGAUGACUCUGGGCCGGGGUGCAAACGGAGUCCUUGCUGCUGACAGAAAGGCGGUUACAAUGGCACAGAACAAGAUUGGAUGCAGCUGUGUUUGUAGUGGUGAAGGGGGAGGUGAUGUGGAGCCUGGAGGAAAAAGACCUGGACAAAGCAGGAAGCCGUGACCAUAGGAUGAUGGAAGAAAGGGAGGUUGUGUAUUUUGAAGAGCUGAGACAAUGUGGCUUUAACUCAUUGCAAGUAGAAGGGAUCUACCCGUGUGGUUAACAAAUAUCCUUAACACUACAUAGACUGUACAAAGCAUAAGAAUUAUACUGAAGAUCCAGACUACCUUGGGUGAUGGCAGAUCCUUGGUACUGAAUAUCAGCCAGGGCUACAUUGUUUGUAAUCCUCAAAAGACCAGAAAUUGCUUAUUUUUGACUCAGAGGAAGGAGAAGGAGCAGCAGCAGGCUUGUAGCUUGCUUAGGAUUCCUCCAGAGCCAAAAGGCAGGUGCAGGAGUUUUCAGAGCAGAGUGUUUGUUACACUACACGUGGCUUUAGUGACACCUGGGAUGUGGAGGGGUGCUCUGUCCAGGGAGGAUGCCCUAAGGAAAGCAGGGAGGUGAAGAGGGCCUUGUGGAGGAACUGCUGGGGCAGCACCAGGACAUUGAGAAAGGAGAUGGGUCCUGACAGAAAAAGGGAACCAGGAAAGUGAGGGGUGAUUCACACUUGUGCAGUUUCCUUUUGGAAAGCUACUCAGCAGGGUGGGAAAUGGGAUCAAGAGAAGAGGGGGAGAGCAGGACAGUCAAGAAUGGAGUCAAAACGUGUGGGAUGGGCUGGGGACAGGGCCCAGGGUUCAUUAUUCAUCGCAGCUGUUGGCUCACAGCCACAGCAAUUAGGAGGGAGAACUUGAUUUUGUGUGGAAGUGUUCCUUUAAAUCUCCAUCAGAUGACUCCAAAGAUGGUGUCAGAUCUAAUUACCAAAUGCAGUGGGGCUUGCAUUAAAUAACACUCAGUGGCUGCAGCUACCCUUGUGGCAGCCUCUCUCCUUGUGCUAAAUACCAUUACUUAUUGUCUCCUGCUCCAUGGGGUGUGCACCACUGGCUCUUCUAAGCUGUUAGAAGUUAGAUGUGUUUGGUUUUGUGAUUCCUGGUCCACGUAGGUUUAAUCUGUGUCCACCACACAUUAGAAUCAAGCUCAAGUGUGAUGCUGUGGGAAGAGUUUUCUUCUGUAUUUUUGUUUCCUUGUGGGAAGUUUUGAAGAUCCAUAUAUACAUUUCAAUGCAGUUGACUGUUACUGGACACAAAAGCAAGAAAGAUCUAAGUAAA